This is a messenger RNA of Selaginella moellendorffii, 1898 nucleotides long. RefSeq names its product putative lysozyme-like protein. The coding region runs from base 292 to 1545 and encodes 417 amino acids. Lineage: Eukaryota; Viridiplantae; Streptophyta; Lycopodiopsida; Selaginellales; Selaginellaceae. The transcript is spliced from 2 exons. Gene Ontology annotation, biological process: negative regulation of abscisic acid-activated signaling pathway. The record is from RefSeq and is a predicted model, not a curated record.
GGGGCUUUUCUUCCGUCACGACACACACACACUUACACCCGCAGAGCUUCCAAGCAUUGUCGGAUUGGUUUUAGGGAUCCGAGUUUUCUCGCGCAGGCCUCCCGUGAUCUAGAGUCGCGAUUCGCAAGGCGCGGAUUUUCUCCUCCCCGGCGCCCUAGCGGAUGCAGCGGAUUGGAGAGGAGGGGUGGGGGAUGCGCGGCGCCAGCGCCGGCGGCUUAGAUCACUCCAGCUCUAGCUCGGCGUGAAGAGCCAAGAGAAUCCAUUUCCAGAGGAAGGAAGAAACAAGAGGCAAUGGACGAAGAAUCGUCAAAGCAGUUCUCGUUGGAUUUGAGCUUGAGAACAGGCGACUCGGACGGAGCAAUGGCAUCGACAGUAACAGUGUUUAGGAGGAGCAGCAGCAGCGACGAGCAACAGCAGCAACUACAGCACUUCCACCACCAUCAACAACAACAGCAGCAGCAGCAGCAGAGCUCGAGUAACUUCCUUUCGGUCGAUCGAUCGUCCGUGGGGUACAACAUGUUCCAGCAGCAGCAAAGCUUGAUGGAGGAAGGCAGUCCCCUUGACGAAGAUCACAGCGACGAGAUAGUCGGGGACAACGAGCUCAAGGCGAGCGAGUGGGUCUCUCCAAGCUCUAGCUCGGAUCGAGGGGGCGGGGGAGGAACAGCGACGCCUCCUCCGUCGACCACCACCAUGCUCGAUGGCGCCGGCAGCGGCGUGCAGGGGUCGGAGCCCAGGCAAUUCGCCUGCACUUACUGCCAGCGGAAGUUCCCGAGCUCGCAAGCUCUCGGCGGCCACCAGAACGCGCACAAGCGGGAGCGCACCGCGGCACGGAGGAUCCAGCGGUGUGGCACGGCGGCGGCGGCGGCGGCGGCAGCAGCGGCGGCUGCGUCGAGCACCAUAACCGGCAGGUUCACGGGCCUCGGCCAGCCAAACUUUGGAGCUUUGCACCAUCACCACUUUGGUCACGGAGGAGGAGGAGGAGGAGGAGGAGGAGGAGGAGGAGCUGGAGGAGGAGGCGGAGGAGGAGGAGUUUCUUCCAGUGGAGUGACUUUGAGUCGAUCGCUAUGCUUGCAAGCUCACUCCGGCAACCACAAGACCUCUCCACAAGGCGUUCUCUCGGACGCUUCCGCCAUUCAAACCAGCGUUGGAAACGGUCUCAGCGUCACCAACGCCAGCUCUACGUCGCAGCUCCCGCAGGGACACCAUGGCUGGUCCAAGCCUUUCAUCUCGACGCAGCCGGGGGUGGGGAAGUGCGUUGCACCCGAGAUGAUUGGAAAGUUUGGACGAGGCGUGGGUGCCAAGUUCAACGAUAUGUCCGGGGGUGGCGGUGCCGCUGGUUUCGGAUUCGAUGAUGCGAUGAGCAGCAGCAAGAGAUGGCCGGGGAGUUUUCACUUCCUUCCCAGCAGCACCGCAGACCAAGUUCUUCACGCGGCCGCUACUGCCGCCGCUGCCAGCAAUUCGGGAAGUUUCCAAAGAUGUGUUGUCCAGAACCCGGGACUCCAAUGGGAGGAGUCGUCGCCGCUCGAUCUCUCGCUACAUCUCUAGAGGUUUUUUUCUUCUUUUUGCUUUUUUGCUUUCUAGCUCUCUCAUGCUUGGCUUUUCUUCAGACAGUUUUUUCAUGCGGAUCACACAGACAGAGACGAUAGAGAUGGUCAGUGUGAAAAAUCGGUAUCCGUCCCCGCUGUAAUUUUUUUUUCCCUUUUUUUCUGCUUUUCUUUUUUCUUGUCACUCUUUGGUUUAUGAGCUGGUCUUUUUUUUCUUAUGUUUGUCUAAGGUGUACACUAUUUUACGUAGCUAGCAGUGUGAAAGAGAGCCAUUUGAUGUGAAUUUGGAUAGUGCGGAGACAUCCUCCUUUCUCUGAAAUACAAGAGCGUCGUUAUCAGUUCCAUUUCGAGGUG